Messenger RNA from Symbiodinium sp. CCMP2592, 723 nucleotides. Lineage: Eukaryota; Dinophyceae; Suessiales; Symbiodiniaceae. The record is from the annotation of a GenBank genome assembly.
AUGACCGUGCUUGAUUCGGAUGCAACUACGUUGAUCUUCAAAACUUACAAGAAGAUGACCUACAAGGACGGCUCACCGGAACACCUGUCGGUUGCCCUGUCCGUAGAAGUUGUAUGUCCAGAAGCACCGGACAAGAUCACUCCCGUGGUAAUUCAUCAUCAGAUCUUUGUGGUGGAGGAGUUCUUGGUGGCAUUGAGCUAUCAUUGGCCUGCUGCUGUGCAGCUGGGAACUGUUAUCGACUUCGUACAUUUGCCCUGGAAGAAGCUGGCGGUCGUGAACUUCACGUCGCCCACGGCAUGCCAGAGUUGUUUUCAGACGCUGGCACAAGCAAAGGGGAAGUCGAACAUGAUGAUCUCGGACUUCAAGCAAGCAGAGCAUCAGGGCUUGUCGGAGAACUUGGCCCUCUUCCUCACCAAAGCCAUCACCUUGAACUCUUUUGACUCGCAGAGCAAGCCCCACGUGUUCUGGAGUGGAACGGAGAUACCCUUAUCCAUGGCCUGUGCCAAGUUCUUACCCCCGGAGAUGGUGCUGCCAGAGAUUGCAUCAGCGCAGGAGACAAAGCCGUGCGUCCCGGAGACUACGUCCUUUGAAUUCCCUCCAGGCCUCAAGCACAGCUCAGUGAAGCCGCAGUUCAGGGCAAAAGAGUCCGGAAUCUGCAUCGGUGAAGAUCUCCUCGACUGUGUGCACGUGGGAGAAGAAGGAAUGAUCGUGUUCCGGCUAUGA